This is a messenger RNA of Bipolaris oryzae ATCC 44560, 1221 nucleotides long. RefSeq lists its product as uncharacterized. The record is from RefSeq and is a predicted model, not a curated record. Lineage: Eukaryota; Fungi; Ascomycota; Dothideomycetes; Pleosporales; Pleosporaceae. Bases 1 to 1221 code for a protein of 406 amino acids. The transcript has a single exon.
AUGAGGCUUCCACUCGAAACUCUUCUCCUAAUUGUGCACCUCGUCCAUGUCACAAUUGCUGUGCCCGUGCCUGUUGCCCGCCGCAGCACAUCGUUUCGCGCCCUCCGUGGCUUGACGCCACUGGUCAACUCCUUCUCCAACGGCCACACGUACAAACACGCACCUACAAAGUACUUUUACGAAUCCACGUUCAAUUCACACUACGAUGGACGCUUUGCCUCCGCCGAGCUUCCCUUCCGGGAACGAGUAUGGAAUCUACGGCUGAUGCUCAAAGCAUACACCGAGACAAUGGACCAGAUCGGGAUCCAAACAUGGAUCAUGCACGGGUGUCUGCUCGGGUGGUGGUGGAACGGCGGCCUCAUGCCUUGGGACAAAGACCUCGACUUCCUUGUCGAAGAAGAAGGCAUGCAAGAGCUCGGCGAAUGGUGGAACAUGACCGUCCACCACUUCCCCGCCGCCUCCCUCGGUCUCGACGACGCCCACUCCGCCGAAAGCGACCACUGGGCUAGCGAGCGCCGUGCCACCCAAGAUGACGAGCCCAACCCCGAAGAAGAAGAAGACGACGCCGCCCGCUCCAAGCGCCUAGCCUGGGAACAAGAAGUGCGUGAACACGGCAAGAAAUACCUAUUGGAAGUAAACCCAAACUACAGCAACAAAUCCACCUCAGACAAAUACAACCUCAUCGACGCCCGCUGGAUCGACACCUCGAACGGCCUCUACAUCGACAUCACCACCUUACACGUCGCCCCUCUCACCUCCGCCCAAGAAUCCGACCUCAACAACGACGAUGACGACCCAUUCUCCCUCACCCCCUCCUUCACCAUCCAUCCCUCCGCCCACGAACCCGACCCAUACGCCGAAGAAAUCCAACUCUACGUCAAAGACACACACGCCUACCUCUCCUCGCAAAUCUACCCUUUACGCACCUCGUACCUCGAAAAAGUAGCAAUCAAAGUACCCUAUGCGUACGAAGAAGUCCUCAUAGAAGAAUACGGGGCAGAGGCGCUGACGGAGAGGUGGUAUAAUGGGUAUGCGUUUGACAAGGAGAAAGGGCAGUGGGUCGAGCGCAAUCCCAGUGUGGAGGAGGCGAGGUAUUUUCGGGCCAAGUCGGGGAGGUCGACGGGGAGGAGUGCGGGGACGGGGCGCAUUGGGCAUGGGUGGAGGGGAGAAGGGAGUUUGGGGAAUGCUUUGGAGGAAGGGGAGGGGCGGGGCGGGGGGUGA